This is a messenger RNA of Prorocentrum cordatum, 693 nucleotides long. The record is from the annotation of a GenBank genome assembly. Lineage: Eukaryota; Dinophyceae; Prorocentrales; Prorocentraceae.
AUGGAUCGGCCCGGGUUCUCCAACAAGAACAACGCCGUUGUUGCCGACGCGCGGAGUGUGCUCGAUGGAGACGACGCCGACGGCGGCGCAGCUGCCGCUGGCAACGUCGACAUCGAGAGGGCGCCGCGGCAGCCUUCGCCGCCGCUCCAGCCGCGGCGCCCGCCGCUGGAGCCCCCGCCGCUGGAGCCCCCGCGGCGGGAGAGCUCCUCGCUGCGGGGCCCGCCCUCUUGGAGCGAGGAGCCCCCGGCGGCGCCGCCCCCGAGGAGCCCAGCGCAGCCGCGGGAGCCCCCCGCGCAGGCGGGCGAGCCCCUGCCGCAGCGGGGCGAAGAGCUGCAGGACGCCUUUCUGCCGCAGGACGGGGCGCCGCAGCGGCUGCAGCCAGGCGCCGCAGUCUUGUCCGCGCCGCUGUCCUACAGCGGCCCGCUGCUCACGCCGCCGACGCAGGACAUCCGGAGCAUGGCCGAGGAGAGUCCAUCGUGUGGAGCCGGCUCGGCCCCUGCCGCUUCGGGCGCAGCCUGCUGGCGCCGUGGCUGCCAGACAGCGCCUGCCGGUGGGACGACUGCCUGCAGUGCAGGGGGGGCUACUGCCUGCUGGAGAGCUUGCUGCUGGAAUCACCGAUGCCCGUGGCGGGCGAUCACAAGUGCCCAGAGCCCUCCGGCGGCCAGGUCUUCAGGAACGGCAGCCAGCCCCUAG